AACUUCCUGGUUGUCAAACAUGGCGGGUAUGUGGAUACUGACUGUCAUCGUUUUCACAUCAGCUUGCUGGAUACAGGAUAUCAUUGGUUCCUGUUCCCAGGGAACAUUCGGAGAUUCGUGUAGCUACACCUGUCACUGUGGGCCGUCUUGUCACUUGACAACUGGUGUUUGUGGAGGUGUCUGUGAUAGAGGCUGGUUUGGAGGACAAGGGGGAACCUGUCAAAAAGAAAACGUUGCCUAUAGAAGACACGCCUCAUCCCCUACUCGACUGUGGUCAUCUGCCUGGUCUGCAGACAAAGCUGUAGAUGGGAACUCUAACCAGGAUGUGUACCAAGGCUCCUGUUUCCAAUCUGCUGACAACGUUAAGAGUUUGUGGACAGUGGAUCUGGGAGACGACUACAGGACACAUGAUGUCAGGAUAUAUCAUCAGAAAAAUCAUCUUCCUCGAAUUCGCACGGCUGCACUCUACCUGAGCAACACCAGCAAUACACCCAGUGUUCCCUGCUACACCUUCCCGUCCAACACUUCAGUCACUGGUGACGGUAUCUACAACGUGGUCUGUGAUGGAAUAGGGAGGUACUUCACCAUCACUGAUCCCACACACUUGAAUCUGUGUGAGGUAGAGAUUUAUGUUUGCAGCCCAGGAGUCUUUGGCGAUAGCUGCAAUCAGUUCUGCCAUUGCUUCCAAGCAGCGUGUGACCAAGUCAGUGGUGUGUGUCCUGGAGACUGUAGACCAGGGUGGCAGGGAGACAGGUGUGAUACAGAAUGUGACGCUGAUGACUAUGGAGUCAACUGUGUGAACAUAUGUACUAACAGGAAAUGUUCUGAUGUCAGCUCGUCAUGUGAUCGCUACAAUGGAUCAUGUGACAAGGGAUGUCUCCCUGGAUGGAGAGGUGUGGACUGUACACAAGAAUGUUACAAUGGAACCUAUGGAGCUGACUGCAACAUGACUUGUACAGAAAGAAAAUGUGCAGGAGACUCGCCUUGCGAACAUGUGAGAGGAACAUGCACAUCUGGAUGCGUAUCGGGAUGGAAGGGUGGAGACUGUACCACGGCCUGUGACAGCCAACAUUACGGAGCCAACUGUGACAAGACAUGUGCCUCCAGACACUGUGUGGGGAAGUCUUCCUGUAACUCAACAGGGGACUGUGACAGGGGAUGUGAGACAGGGUGGACACUGGACGAUUGCACAGCAUCUUUACCUCAGCAAAACAACCCAGUCGGGGGUGAGGAAAUACUUAUACCUGCAGUGACAGUGACAACAAUUGUUGUCUUGGUAGUUGCAGGGGCUGCCGUCGGUGUUGUUAUCUGGAGAAGGAGACGAAGACUAUCACUGCAGGAAUCUGAUUCACAUGAUUACUACAACACAAGUCAUCUGUCAAAGAUUCCAACAAAACAAUCACAAGACAACGACGAAACUCAACUUGAAGCCCAAACAUACGAUGGCCUCAGUGUCAUGUCACGUGAAAUCCAGGGACCAGAAGAGACAUAUUGCACACUCAACACAGAGAAGCCAGAUCUGGAGGGAGGGGCAUCUGGUGAAGUGGCUGAAACGACAGAUCGAGAUAUAUACGAGCCAGCAGAACCACAGACAUAUGAAACACUUGACAGCACAUCACGUGACAUGUCUGGUGAAUAUAGUGAAUUGGGCAAGAUUAAACUGAGCGAGCGAUAUCAGGUGUCCCAGCUAUCCAGUCAAGCAGAAACAACUUCCUGGUUGUCAAACAUGGCGGGGGGGUGUAUACUAGCUGUCACCGUGGUCACAUCGGCUUGCUGGAUACAGGUUGUCAUUGGUUCCUGUUCCCGGGGAACAUUCGGAGAUUCGUGUAGCUACACCUGUCACUGUGGGCAGUCCUGUAACCAGACAACUGGUGUUUGUGGAGGUGUCUGUGAUAGAGGCUGGGUGGGAGGACAGGGGGGAACCUGUCAGAAAGAAAACGUUGCCUUAGGAAAAGACGCCUCAUCUCCUACUCGACUGUGGUCGUUUGCCUGGACUGCAGACAAAGCUGUAGAUGGAAACUCUAGCCAGGAUGUGUACCAAGACUCCUGUUUCCACUCUGCUGACAACGUUAGGAGUUUGUGGACAGUGGAUCUGGGAGACGACUACAGGAUACAUGAUGUCAGGAUAUAUCAUCAGAAAAAUCAUCUUUCUCGAAUUCGCACGGCUGCACUCUACCUGAGCAACACCAGCAAUACAACCAGUGUUCCCUGCUACACCUUCCCGUCCAACACUUCAGACACUGGCGACGGUAUCUACAACGUGAUCUGUGAUGGAAUGGGGAGAUACUUCACCAUCACUGAUCCCACACAUUUGAAUCUGUGUGAAGUAGAGAUUUAUGUUUGCAGCCCAGGAGUCUUUGGUGAUAGCUGCAAUCGGUUCUGCCAUUGCCUCCAAGCAGCAUGUGACCAAGUCAGUGGUGUGUGUCCUGGAGACUGUAGACCAGGGUGGCAGGGAGACAGGUGUGAUACAGAAUGUGACACUGAUUACUAUGGAGUCAACUGUGUGGACAUAUGUACUACCAGGAAAUGUUCCGGUGUCAACUCGUCAUGUGAUCGCUACAAUGGAUCAUGUGACAAGGGAUGUCUCCCUGGAUGGACAGGUGUGGACUGUACACAAGAAUGUAACAAUGGAACCUAUGGAGCUAACUGCAACAUGACUUGUUCAGAAAGAAAAUGUGCAGGAGACUCGUCUUGUGAUCAUGUGAGAGGAACAUGCACAUCUGAAUGCGUAUCUGGAUGGAAGGGUGAAGACUGUACCACGGCGUGCAUUCCUGGCCAUUUUGGGGGCGAAUGUAAAGAGGAGUGUGGACUAUGCGCUGGCAAUUACAGUUGUGACCCUAGUUCAGGCGAGUGUCCCUCUGGCUGUGUUGAAGGAUACAUGGGACCCCAGUGUAAAGAUCAGUCAGAAGCUGCCCAGUCAGAACCUGCCCAGACCGUCCCUGUCGCAGCUCUAGCAGGAACUGGAGUGGGUGUUGUGCUGGUGGCCCUCGUUGUCAUCCUCGUUGUGCUUCUCGCAAGAAGGAGACGGCAGAAAGAAAAUGGAUCUUCUUCCAAUGAAUCAGUUCUAAAAAAGACAGCACAUGUCCCUUCCGUGAGGAAAAACGUUCAAGAUGCAGAAAAUACAUACAUAAAUGUUGGAUUUGAUGAGGAAGCGAAGCCAGUCGUGUCAUCCAAAAAGACUCGGACAACUACUGCACACGUGGCUUUAGGUUCUCCAGCCCCACAUGGUCGCAAUGUUAACAUGCGUGAAAACCAAAGUGGGGACAAACGUGACAACGUACUUGUUAAUCAUCCAGUCGACAGUCAAGGUGUGCCCGUCCUGGAGGAUGAAGAAGAUUAUGAUGCCAAUGCUCAGGUAACACCACAGGAAGCACCCGAUCUUACUGCUAGAAGCUACUACAAUCUGGAUGAUGUUGAAGCAUGCCAUGCUAUCCCCGUGUCCUCACUUGCGACACGAGUGCAGGCGAUGGAAGACCAGCCUGAAAGGGCUGAAGAGGAGUUUAAGCGUCUACCUGAUGGUUUCAUGCAUUCCUAUGAGGAAUCACAAAAGACGAAGAACAAAGGGAAGAACAGGUUCAAAGGAUAUUACCCAUAUGACUUCAAUCGGGUGAUCUUGCAUGACGCUAGUGAAGACAGUAGAGGUGACUACAUCAACGCAAGCUACUUGGAUGGUUACAAGUCAGAGAAGCGUUAUAUAGCAGCACAAGGUCCCUACAAAUCGGACAUAAUAACGGACUUCUGGAAGAUGAUCUGGCAGGAGGGGUGCAGCACUAUUGUCAUGGUAACAGGUCUGGUGGAAGCAUGCAAGAUGAAGUGUCUACAAUAUUGGCCAGAGAAGGGUACCAAGACGUUUGGAGACAUUUCAGUUACUAUGGCAGCACAAACCCAACUAGCAAACUAUACUGUCACCAAGUUGGCUGUCCAGAAAGAGAAAGAAAGCAUGAGACGGAUUGUCCACCACCUUCACUUCACCAGCUGGCCAGAUCAUGGUGUUCCGGACACUGCUGCCCUGCUGGUCUUCAUGUGGAGGGUUAAGGUCAUAUCUGGACAACAAACACAGCCGAUUAUAGUUCACUGCAGUGCUGGUAUAGGUCGAACAGGGACGUACAUCACUAUCGAAAGUCUUGUGGAGCAGGCGAAGACAGAGGGCAUUGUGGACGUCGUUAGCUUCGUCUCCAACAUGAGAGGGCAGAGGAAGAACAUGAUUCAAACAAAGGAGCAGUACCUGUUCAUCUAUCAGGCGUUGGCAAGGGCCGUGUCAGAGGGGGACACAACACUUGACUCCACCUCCAUCAAACACCUUGACCUCGGUCAGGUAUUAGAUGUUACUGUGGGCAAUAGGACGGUACAACAACACCUCGAGGCUUUACAACGCGGAGGUGGGGGGCAUGCCGAGGGAGCAAUUGUCACAAGCGUUCCUUCAUAUGCAUCUCUGAAUGGGUUCUUUAUUAUGUCGUCACAUCCGGAAAAAGAGGCCGUGUGGAAUCAAGUUUACAACAGUGACUCGCACAUUUUAAUAACAUAUGCUGGAGGUGCUCUGGAUUACCUCCCAUCAGUAGACUGUCCUGUUAGCACCACCAGGUUUGAAGUGAGCAUGUCCAGGUCUACAGCUCUGUCUGAUGACAUCCUUCUGAACACAGUGGAGCUGAAACUAAAGGAUAUCAAUGACACUACUGUUAUUCAACAUUACCACAUCAUGGGGAGUGUGAGGGAUCCCAGUUUCCACUUGCUGAUUGACAACUUUCUCACGUGGACAAGUGAUCCCAAACGAGGCUUAAGCACAGUGGUAGCAGAAUCUGUGGAGGAGUUUCGUCUCUUGGUGCUUCUGCUUAACAUCGCCAGCAGGCUGCAGGACGAUGGUAGGGUGGACGUCAUCAACAACAUGCGACAGCUUUACGAUCGUCUUGGUGGUCCGCCAUUCACAGAGACUGACGUGAGAUUCUGUCUUGAGUUCACUCAGCGGAGGAUGAAGACACUUGGAGUUUACGCCAAUUUCUGACACCAUAUCCAGACGAAAUCACCACUGGCUAUAUACACAGAGACUAAACUUAUCUCAACUUGUGCCUAGGCAUGAGUUCCUGCUCAUUUAACAAUACUGUACACUGCAAAGUCAAACUGACUUGUUUCCAAUAACAAUCUCAAAGCAAGAUUUAAAAUACAAAAAAAUGCGAAUUUCACACCACACAUGCAAUGUGUCAGAUACAUAUUAACGGGAUCAGUGUACAGAUAAUUACACCAGUCGACAAAGAUCAGUAUUAGCAAUAUAUCACAUAUUGAAGUAGAAAUGACACUAGUUCAAAUACUAAACCGUUCCACAAUCUCAUAUAUCAAAAUCAUACUUAUUAUACUAGAGUAAGAUAGCCUUCCCGGGGAUAACCGGGUAUAACAGUACAGCUGCUUCAAGUGUGACGCCCGUGCAGGAUGCUAUGUAGGAAAAGAAGACACCCUAUUAUUUAGUAGUUACUGUAUUUAGGGAAUGAUAAUCCCAUGAAUGUAAAUUACGCGUUGGGUCCUAUCACCGACAAUAAUCAGAAGUAUAGUAUCUUGCUUUUCUUUAUGGUUGUGAAACCAAAAAGCAUAAUGGGAUUUGUAAUUAUUUAAAGGUUUAAUAAUCUAAAACAGACAGUAGAACUUCGGAUCAUCAUGAUCAUCAUGGAUUUUGUACAUUGAACAGGCUAGCCUUCAUCAGAUGAAGGUUCAUACUCCAAGGAAUUCAGUCACUGACAAAUUGUUCGAUAUGCUUAUGCACAUGCCUACCCCCAAAAAACCUCAGGGGACUCAGAGUCUCAGAGACAUAGUUUGCUGUGUAGAGCUGUGUCAACAAAGUGGGGACAUCUUGGGCUGCUUUCCCAAACAUUAAUCUGACUCACUUCAUCUGACAACUCUUUGCUUGUACAUUUUCCAAUCAAAAGGGAUAAUAUAAUAUUAUACAGCAUAGCAUAGCAUAGCAUAAUAUAUAAUCAGUUAUAUCAAUUUGUGAUGUCAAUAAAUGUCAAUGUAAAUGUCAAUAAACAGUGUAAAGAAUGUCAAUAAACUUCACAGUUAUUGAAGCUUAUGGCAGUAUUAAGACAUCCUUUAAGAGUAAAACAAAAUCAUGAUGCAUCUUUCGAGUGAAACCUGUUUUUGGAAGCACAGACACAGAAAGCCUUUCUGUCUCUGAAUGUAAUAAUGCUAUGUUAUUAAUCAUAAUAUCCCCACAAGGAUAUGAGGAUGUAAGAAUUAAGAAAAGCAUGUGAAACAAUAGAUACAUAUACAUUGAUAUAAACUAUUUCAUUUCCGGAUAGAAUCAAAUGACUCUUUUUGUAACAUUCUUGUGAUAGUUAAUAAACUCAUUAUUCACAUUCAAGAUAUAUCUGUUACAUUUUAUGCACAAAUAAAUUAGAUUAUGUUGCC
This is a messenger RNA of Haliotis rufescens (red abalone), 6393 nucleotides long. RefSeq lists its product as uncharacterized. Gene Ontology annotation, biological process: protein dephosphorylation. Bases 20 to 4999 code for a protein of 1659 amino acids. Lineage: Eukaryota; Metazoa; Mollusca; Gastropoda; Lepetellida; Haliotidae. The record is from RefSeq and is a predicted model, not a curated record. Gene Ontology annotation, molecular function: protein tyrosine phosphatase activity. The transcript is spliced from 37 exons.